GUCUGGAAGCCCGUGAGGCUGUGAGCUCUGCUUUCUUUACUCAGGUUUAGGUACAGCCACCAAUAUUUAUCCAUAAAAGAAGGAUUGGGGCAAAGAACAAGCAGUUUUUCACCACCAUGGGUUUGCCUCUUGAUCAAGUGGAAGAAUUGCGUCUCUACCAGCAAACUCUUCUCCAGGACGGACUCAAAGACAUGUUGGACCACAAUAAGUUUCUGGACUGUGUUUUGAAAGUGAAAGGGAAGGAGUUUCCCUGCCACCGGCUGGUGCUGGCAGCCUGCAGCCCCUAUUUCCGGGCCAUGUUCCUCUCAGACAUGGAAGAGAGCAAGAAGAGGGAGGUCAGCUUGGAAGAUGUCGACCCGGACGUCAUGGGCAAGAUCCUGCACUACAUCUACACCUCCGAGCUGGAGAUCACCGAGCAGAACGUGCAGGACAUCUUCUCCGUGGCCAACAUGUUCCAGAUCCCCUCCAUCUUCACCGUGUGCGUGUCCUUCCUGCAGAAGAGGCUCUGCCUCAGCAACUGCCUGGCCAUCUUCCGGCUGGGAUUGAUGCUGGACUGCGCCCGGCUGGCCGUGGCCGCCCGCGAUUUCAUCUGCGACCGCUUCGCGCUGGUCUCCCGGGACGAGGAGUUCUACCAGCUCUCCCCCGACGAGCUGAUUGCCAUCAUCUCCAGCGACUCCCUCAACGUGGAGAAGGAGGAGAGCGUCUUCGAGGUGGUGAUGAAGUGGGUGGGGGCCAAGGAGCGCGAGAGCCGGCAGAAGGCCCUGCCUGUCAUCUUCGAGCGCGUCCGCUUCCGCCUCAUGCCCAGCGACUUCAUCAGGGAGCACGUGGAGAAGCACGCCCUGGUCAAGGCCAGCCCCGAGCUGCUCAAGAAGCUGCAGAUGGUGAAGGAUGCCCAGAAAGGCAAGUUCACCGUGGUGAAGAAGAAGAAAGUGAAGAAGAGCAGUGAAAAUCAAGCAAAGGAGGAUGUUGUCAAUGGAGCAGUGGAUGAAGGGGAGGAUACGGAGGAGGAUGCUCUCCCUGGGAUCUUGAAUGACACCAUGCGCUUUGGGAUGUUCCUCCAGGACCUGAUUUUCAUGGUGAGCGACAGUGGAGCAGUGGCCUAUGACCCCAAUGCCAACGAGUGCUAUUUUGCCUCCCUGUCUACUCAAAUCCCGAAGAACCAUGUCAGUCUGGUGACCAAAGAGAAUCAGAUCUUCAUUGUUGGAGGACUGUACUACAACGAGGACAACAAAGAGGAUCCCAUGAGCUCCUACUUCCUACAGUACGACCACCUGGAUGCAGACUGGCUGGGGAUGCCCCCCCUGCCCUCCCCUCGCUGCCUCUUCGGGCUGGGGGAGGCUGAAAACUCCAUUUUUGUGGUUGGAGGGAAGGAGCUGAAGGAGGGAGAGAAGACCUUGGAUUCAGUGCUGUGCUACGACCGCCUGUCCUUCAAGUGGGGUGAGGCUGAUCCCCUUCCCUACUCAGUCUAUGGCCACGCAGUGGUAUCACAUAAGGACCUUGUCUACGUCAUUGGGGGCAAAGGAAGUGACAAGAAGUGCCUGAAGAAGAUGUGUGUCUACAACCCAGCCAAGUUUGAGUGGAAGGAAAUGGCUCCCAUGAAAACUGCCCGCUCCCUGUUCGGGGCCACCGUGCACAAGGACAAAAUCUACGUGGCAGCUGGUGUCACCGACUCUGGUUUGACCAACUCUGUGGAGGUCUAUGACAUUGCCACCAACAAGUGGGACGCCUUCCCUGAGUUCCCCCAGGAGCGCAGCUCUGCCAGCCUGGUCAGCCUCUCUGGGGUGCUAUACCUGCUCGGGGGCUUCGCCACGGUGGAGACCGAGUCGGGAGAGCUGGUGCCAACGGAGCUCAACGACGUCUGGAGGUAUGACGAGGAGCAGAAGAAGUGGGAAGGCGUUCUCCGGGAGAUCCAGUACGCCUCCGGCGCCACGUUCCUGCCCGUGCGCCUCAACGUCCUGCGCCUCACCAAGAUGUAGUCAGGAGAGAUGGGUCCUCUUUCCACGGGCUGCUGGGGCAAGGAGGGCUGGGGAGAUGCUUCUCAGAGAUGUGGCAUCUAGACACAGCCCAGGACAUUGCAUCUGUGAUUGGUAAUAUUUUGGAUAAGUGGGAAAGAGGGGAGAGUAUCUGGAAAACCUCCCAGGAAAUUGAAGGGGCUCACAAGGUAAUUAAAGAGGGGAUCUGGAGCCUGUAAGGAGCUGGGGAAGACUGAAAAGCACAGAAAAAUUAGUUAUUCCAGUCUCAGGAGACAGGACAAAUAGAUCAUACAUUUUUAAACUUAUUUCUUCAUGUUUUCCCCCAUCUUUUCAACUGCUUUUGGACCCCUCCAACAAACAGGGGAUACAGAAAGUGGGGACCAAGAUGACAUUCCCCAGGGAAAGGCAUCCACAAAGUAUUUCCCAGCCUAAGGUGUCUGUGAGCACAGUGUUCCUUGGAGAGGAGAAGGAAGGGUUAAAGUGGCACAGGAGACACCUGAUAGAAUUUGAUGAGUUCCUGAGUGAAGAGGGCUGUUGGGAUGGGAGAGGCAAAAGAAAAGAUCAUGUGAGCAGCAGAAGCACUUCAGAAGAUGUGAUGAAAAGCAAAUAAUCUCAGUUCUUUGCCUCCAGCUUGACUUUGCAGUGAUGAGAGGCCGGGAGUUGAAUGUCAGGAAAG
This is a messenger RNA of Camarhynchus parvulus, 2649 nucleotides long. RefSeq names its product kelch like family member 40 (gene KLHL40). The record is from RefSeq and is a predicted model, not a curated record. The transcript has 6 exons. Gene Ontology annotation, biological process: skeletal muscle fiber development; negative regulation of protein ubiquitination; negative regulation of proteasomal ubiquitin-dependent protein catabolic process. Lineage: Eukaryota; Metazoa; Chordata; Aves; Passeriformes; Thraupidae. Gene Ontology annotation, molecular function: protein binding. The coding region runs from base 117 to 1976 and encodes 619 amino acids. Gene Ontology annotation, cellular component: A band; I band.